AUGCCUCGUCCAGGGAAGAGCUCGUACAGCGACCAGAAGCCGCCCUACUCUUACAUCUCGCUGACCGCUAUGGCCAUCCAGCAUUCGGCUGAGAAGAUGCUGCCCCUGAGCGAUAUCUACAAGUUCAUCAUGGAGCGCUUCCCCUACUACCGAGAGCACACGCAGCGCUGGCAAAACAGUCUGCGCCACAACCUCUCCUUCAAUGACUGCUUCAUCAAGAUCCCGCGGCGGCCCGACCAGCCGGGCAAGGGUAGCUUCUGGGCGCUGCACCCCGACUGCGGCGACAUGUUUGAGAACGGAAGUUUCCUGCGGCGUCGCAAGCGCUUCAAGGUGCUGCGCGCCGACCACCCGCACUUGCACCCGGGGGGCACGGCGGCGGCCAAGGGCGCGGGGGGGACGGGACCUGGGGGGCACCUCCACCCGCACCACCCUCACCACCCUCACCACCACCACCACCAUCACCACCACCAUCCCUCGGCUCACCAUCACCACCACCACCCGCCGCAGCCGCCGCCCCCCCAUAUGGUGCACUAUUUCCACCAGCAGCCGCCAGCUCCCGCCCCGCAGCCCGCGCAGUCGACGCACCUCCAGUCCCAGCAGCAACAGCCGCAGCAACAGCCACAGCCACCUCCGCCGCAACCGCAACCCCAGUCGCACCCAGGCAAGAUGCAGGAGGCGGCAGCUGUGGCGGCGGCCGCAGCAGCGGCUGCGGCCGCUGCAGUGGGCAGCGUGGGCAGGCUGUCCCAGUUCCCCCCCUACGGGCUGGGCUCGGCGGCUGCAGCGGCGGCCGCGGCUGCAGCCUCGUCUUCGGGCUUCAAGCACCCGUUCGCCAUCGAGAACAUCAUUGGAAGGGACUACAAGGGCGUGAUCCAGGCAGGCGGGCUGCCGUUGGCGUCGGUGAUGCAUCAUCUUGGCUACCCGGUACCUAGCCAGCUCAGCAACGUGGUCAGCUCCAUGUGGCCGCACGUCGGGGUCAUGGACUCGGUAGCUGCGGCUGCAGCCGCCGCUGCAGCCGCUGGGGUGCCAGUGGGCCCAGAUUACGGAGCAUUUGGGGUGCCAGUUAAGACCCUGUGCCACCCUCCUGGACAGACUCUGCCUGCAGUACCCGUCCCUAUCAAGCCCACCCCGGCCCUGCCACCUGUAGCGGCUCUGCCACCCGCACUGACGGUCAACGCGCCACCGCCGCCGCCUCCUCCACCCAUCUGUCCUUCUGCUGCAGCCUCACCGGCUUCUACUUUACUGGAGCAAACUCCCCCUAAUUCGGCGGAGAACAAGGGCAGUUCCUUACAUUCUGUCCUGGUGCACUCUUAA
This is a messenger RNA of Trichosurus vulpecula (common brushtail), 1311 nucleotides long. RefSeq names its product forkhead box B2 (gene FOXB2). Gene Ontology annotation, biological process: regulation of transcription by RNA polymerase II; anatomical structure morphogenesis; cell differentiation. The record is from RefSeq and is a predicted model, not a curated record. NCBI's taxonomy places the organism in Eukaryota, Metazoa, Chordata, Mammalia, Diprotodontia, Phalangeridae. The transcript has a single exon. Bases 1 to 1311 code for a protein of 436 amino acids. Gene Ontology annotation, molecular function: DNA-binding transcription factor activity, RNA polymerase II-specific; RNA polymerase II cis-regulatory region sequence-specific DNA binding.